AUGGACGCCAACCCUGCCCCCGGCGCUGUGCCAGCUGUCGCCGGCAUUGACAAAGUCGUAGCCGAGCCAGCGGCCGCCGCGCCUGCCACCGCCAUCGAUGCCCCCGCCACGGCCGCGAACCCUACUGCUGCCGAUGACGCCAAGACGGCCGACGAGCAGCCUGCUGCGCCCGCGGUCCCGGCUGCCGCUGCUGCGCCCAAGGCGGCCACCGUCGAGGAUGCCUCGGACAAGGGCACGCCCGUCGCCGUGUCAGGCGCGGCCGAGCCCUCGAAGCCCAUCCCUGGACUGACCUCGUCCGAGGCCGCCGCGCCCGUCACGGCCGAGACGACGGCCACGGAGGGCGUCAAGGACGCCGCGGCUGCCGAACCCGCUGACAAGACGGAUGUCACGGCCGACGAGCUCGUCCAGGACAAGCCCGUUGGUGUCAAUGGCGUCGCGUCCCCGAGCAAGGACGCCGAGAUGACGGGCGCUCUCAAGGAGACAGAUGCCGCCCCUGCUGCUGCCCCUGUUACCGAGGAGCCCGCCGCCGCUGCUGCUCCUGCUGACAAGCCCACUGACCCCGAGGGCGACGGCGCGGCGCCCACCAACGGCGACGCCAAGAAGAGGAAGCCCGGCCGCCCGCCCAAGGCCGCCGCGGCCAACGGCACCGAGAACGGCAACGGCCACGGCCACGGCGAGGACAAGGAGGGGCUCGGCGAGAAGCUUGCGAAGAAGGUCAAGAAGGUGCUGCCUGCGCCUGGCAAGACGGCGCGCAAGACGCGCAGCCAGGGUCCUGCUUAG
Molecule: messenger RNA, 780 nt
Organism: Verticillium dahliae VdLs.17
Lineage: Eukaryota; Fungi; Ascomycota; Sordariomycetes; Glomerellales; Plectosphaerellaceae
Exons: 3
Coding region: 1-780 (259 amino acids)
Source: RefSeq, a predicted model, not a curated record